This is a messenger RNA of Aureobasidium pullulans EXF-150, 1450 nucleotides long. RefSeq names its product kinase-like protein. The coding region runs from base 412 to 1245 and encodes 277 amino acids. NCBI's taxonomy places the organism in Eukaryota, Fungi, Ascomycota, Dothideomycetes, Dothideales, Saccotheciaceae. Gene Ontology annotation, cellular component: cytoplasm. Gene Ontology annotation, molecular function: protein kinase activity; ATP binding. The record is from RefSeq and is a predicted model, not a curated record. Gene Ontology annotation, biological process: protein phosphorylation; signal transduction. The transcript has 2 exons.
GGCAUUCACAGCACGUACGGCCACAGUCAGCUGAAAACUGGGCAUCCCGUCCGCUCUGCCAUACAUAAGCAGUUGAACGGCAGAUUAGUACUACGGUGGGUGACCACGUGGGAAUCCCUGCUGCUGUACGUUUUGUUUUGCAUCUCCUCUUUUGACCAUCAACCAUUCUGCCUGGUUCCUCGAGAAUUACAGUCGAAUCUCGGGAGGAGCGUAAUUCUUGAGAAUCAUGUUGGCUGUAUCGGCUUAUCGACAGCGCCCCAUUCCAUUUCGGGAGACACGCAGCAGUGACGCUCGAACUACAUGGAAUUGGGCUUCGCAUGUCGCUGGCUCCUUCCCACUGUGCUGACGCUGAUGUUUGUUCAAGGAAGUUGACGGCGACCACUUGGCAUCCCAAAUCAGACAACAGCCAAUAUGUCCUUGACUUUCGCCGAGUCGGAGACCACAUCCCUGCCGCUUCUCGACUUUGAUGAUACGACACCUGGAGACGAUCCCGUCAUCGGUACAGUCGGCGAAGCAAUCGAAGCCUCGAAGACCCGUGCAAGAAGUGGAAAGUAUCCGAGCUCUCUUUCGGAGCUGGUCACUCUGUUGGCAGAGCUUGGUGCUAAUGGUCCAAUUCAUCUUCGGAAUCUAAACAUCGGCGACUGUGGAAUACGAGUCGGACACGGAAAUCAAUUUGAUGUCUUUCGGCAAGUCGAUCAUGUACCUGGAUAUGCCCUCCAAAAAGUGGUCUACAAACGAGUCAAGUUCAGACCCAAGCAGACCGACAGCGACUCUGCUGUGAACCGUGAGUACCGAAGGACACUUCGAUACUUACAACUUGAAGUCAUCAGUUUGUGCCAUCCUCGUUUGCGAAAUCACCGGAACAUAGUAAAGCUGCUAUCAUGGGCUUACGACUAUCCUGACCGUAAAACUCCAAUCCCCGUUCUGGUCAUGGAGGCAGCUUUGUUCCCGCUCUCGGAAAUGUUAAAAGAUUCACAACGUCACCUAGACACCUUGAUAGCUGUCAGCCACUGGGACAUUCGGCACCACAUAGCUCUCGAUGUUGCUGCAGGAGUGGAAGCUUUGCAUAGCUCAGAGAUCAUUCACGGCGACAUCAAGCCAGCCAACGUUCUCACAUUCCGACAAGACAACCCGAGUGUUCCUUUCCUCGCGAAGCUUAGCGACUUUGGUGUAUGCAUCGAUAUGUCUGAUCACAAGAUUGGUGCACGAGACUAUUUCGGCACAUCGAAAUGCCCGAAGCCAUAGACCGGGACCUUGAUUAUGACGAUACUCUUCUUGGGCCAUUUCGCGCACAUCACCUCAAGGAGUUUGACUCUUUCAGUUAUGGAAUGCUACUUCUUGCGUUGUUUGUGACUCCGGGUGGCGACGCUCCUAAACUUUGUCUAGACCGAGAGAAUCUGAAAGAAGAAACUAUUCGGUCCUGUACUCGGCUCUUGUUGAGGGAUGCAAG